GAAGCAUUUUAACCAGUUUCAAAGCACACUUCUGCUACACAACUGAAGCAUCUCAAUUUUCUGUCUUUCUAAUGGCUGCAACAGAAACAAGAGUCGAAGUCAGAGAAGGAGAAGAAGGUUUAGAACAUCUCACGUGCAAGAGCUGUGUGUUGAAAGUCUCCAUUCAUUGUCAAGCCUGCACAAGGAAAGUCAAGAAAAUUCUACAAAGCAUAGACGGUGUUUAUUGCACGACGAUUGAUUUGAAGGAACAAAAAGUGGUGGUAAAGGGGAACGUCGACAGCGAGACUUUGAUUAAAAAAUUAACAGAAACAGGGAAACGAGCAGAACUGUGGCCUGACCAACCCGAACUGAAGAAGAAGAAGAAAAAGAAGAAAAAGAAGAAGAAGAAGGGAAGCACAGAGAACAAAGAGAGACCGAGCGAGCAAGAAAGCAGCGAAGAAAGUAACCCAAGCGGCGACGAGAAACAAAACACCAACAACGAAAAGGAAGCUGUUAAGGUUGUCGUUCAAGACACGGGCAAAAUCAUGGAAGGUGGCAACAUGAUCAGAAACAGCGAAGGGUUUUUCAACGUUAACAGAAUGGGUGAAGGAAGCGCAACCGGCUUAGCCGGUUUGCAGUUCCAAGAUCCGAGGAUGGAGCUGAGGCAGGCCAUGACUUUGCCACCCGGUUACCAGUCAUUGGGGGAGAGAAGGGUUACCAUCAACGUGCCGGGAAUUGACGAUAACGGAGGAGCGAACGAGGGUGGGAGUGGAGGGAAAAAGUCGAAAAGCAAGGGGCAAAAAGGGAAUGUCGUCAUCAACGGUAACGAGGGUGGUGUUACUGUGGUCGAACACCCCGGUGGAGAUUGGAACCCCAACCGGAACCAGAUGCCUGGUGGUCAUGGACAUGGGCCGGGCCCAGGCUUCGUUACUAUUUUGGGCCCACCCAACGAGAGUCCCACACGGCAUCAGUUCCCACCGCACUAUCACGCACCCGCAUCUCCGGGGUAUGGUGGAACCUACCACACAACAGCGUAUCCCUCCGUCACCCGCUACGGUGCUGCGUAUUAUACGUCCUCGCAACCGUAUUCGUAUUCUCACGUGUAUCGGUUCGCUGGGUCGGAGUCAGACUCAGAAACUUAUCCUUCACCUUCACCACCCUCCUAUUCCUUCGAAUUGUUCAGCGAUGAAAAUCCCAAUGCAUGCUUUAUCAUGUGAGGGAUAAUGUCACAACCACCGUAACUAACUUUCAUUUCGUCGUUAGUUAGUUAAUUAGUUACGAGCUCUGUGCUACAAUUAGGUUAAUGAUAAUCUUAGUGUGCUCUCUUUUAACUUAAAGCGUGAAAACUGGGCGUUUUCGUUUGAA
Vigna umbellata (rice bean) is the source of this 1344-nucleotide messenger RNA. Its product is annotated as heavy metal-associated isoprenylated plant protein 35. Gene Ontology annotation, molecular function: metal ion binding. Lineage: Eukaryota; Viridiplantae; Streptophyta; Magnoliopsida; Fabales; Fabaceae. The record is from RefSeq and is a predicted model, not a curated record.